This is a messenger RNA of Hydractinia symbiolongicarpus, 621 nucleotides long. RefSeq names its product MORN repeat-containing protein 4-like. Lineage: Eukaryota; Metazoa; Cnidaria; Hydrozoa; Anthoathecata; Hydractiniidae. The transcript has 3 exons. Bases 75 to 548 code for a protein of 157 amino acids. The record is from RefSeq and is a predicted model, not a curated record.
AUAAUCCUGCUUUUAUAAUUCUUCACGUUUUAUGAACGCAAGCAGAAGUGAGAAGAAGAUUGUUAAAUGAAAGAAUGAUGGAAGAGAAAGAAGAAAACGGACCAGAAAUAUAUGAAUACAAAGAAGGUGAUACAUACGAAGGUGAAUGGUCAACGGAGGGAAAAAAACACGGACUUGGAAGAAUACAGUUUAAAAAUGGUACUGAAUAUGAAGGAAUCUUUCGAAAUGGUGUAUUUCAUGGCUUCGGAACCUUGUUUUUUGAAGAUGGUACUACAUACGAAGGUGAAUUUUACGAAGGAAAGUUUCAUGGUUUUGGGGUGUAUACAAGAUGUGAUGGGAUGAAGUAUGAAGGAAGAUUUUCAGAUGGAAAUCCUAAUGGAGCUGGUCUUAUUACAUUCCAAGAUGGUAGUCACGGAAAGCCGAGACAAGAAGGCUAUUUUGAAAAUAAAAUCCUGAUCAAAGGAAUGGAUGUGUCGAUGGAAUUAAAGAAAGCAAGAAAAAGUGCGGAACGCGCAAGAACAUGUAAAGUUGGUGGGAAAAUAACUUAAACAUUAUUAUAACGAUUAAAUAGAGUUUUUUAGUCCUUUUUCGUGGUUUUCUAAACAUAAAAUGAUAACACUA